This is a messenger RNA of Aaosphaeria arxii CBS 175.79, 1236 nucleotides long. RefSeq names its product FAD/NAD(P)-binding domain-containing protein. The record is from RefSeq and is a predicted model, not a curated record. The transcript has 3 exons. Gene Ontology annotation, molecular function: monooxygenase activity; FAD binding. Bases 1 to 1236 code for a protein of 411 amino acids. Lineage: Eukaryota; Fungi; Ascomycota; Dothideomycetes; Pleosporales.
AUGGCCGAUCCAGCUACUGCUCCGCGACGCCUGAAAGUUGCAAUCAUCGGAGCCGGCAUCGCAGGACUCGCUGCGGCCGUCGUCCUCCGAAAGUCUCAUGAUGUGACAAUCUACGAAAAAGGCUUCAUGCAACGUAAAGAGCAAGGUGCGGCGAUUGGCGUUGCGCCAAACGGCGCAAAGAUUCUGCAUCGUCUCGGUAUCACCAAAGACGAUGUUCGCGGGGUUGCGAAUACCGGAGUCAGAGUCUUUAGUACAGAGGGUCAUCUGCUCAACGCCGCGAACAUGGCGUAUGAGAAGGUAUUCGGGACAGAAUAUCUGUUUGCGCAUCGUCAGGAUGUGUGGGAGGCACUGUACAGAGCUGCGACGAAGAAGGCUUUCGGUGAAGAAAGGCUGAGGGACGUGGAAGUCUUGGAGCGGAGAGGCGUGAAGGCCAUCGAUCCACUUACGGGUUCAAUCCAGUUCAUCGAUGGAACUUCUGCUAAUACUGAUCUUAUCAUUGGAGCCGAUGGAAUUCGGUCCGUAACCAGGGAGGCAGUAUUAGACGGGAAGACUUCAGUGCCAGUAUCCUCCGGGUUGUCGUUGUACAGAUUUACACUGCCAAUGGACACGGUCAAAUCGUUACUUGGCGAUCUACCACCUCCGCUCUCACAAGUGGAAGGUGCAAAGCUGUCUGUAGUUGUUCCAAAGGAUCGCUCGAAUCGUUCCAUCGUGGUUUAUCCGUGUCAAAACAAUGGCGUUCUCAACUUUGGCAUCACGGUACCGAAUACGCUUUUGAACUCUGUUGGAACAGAGUCGUGGUCGGCAGAUGGGGAUAUAGCUGAGAUGAAAGAGAUUUUCAAGGACUUUCCGCUUUGGGCUCUCACUUUGAUGAGCUCUACUGAAAGUCUACAGCUAUUCAGCUGCUAUGACAUGGACCCAAUUCCUACAUAUACGCGUGGUCGCACGCUCUUGAUUGGCGAUGCCGCCCAUCCCAUGCGCCCAUUUCAAGGUCAGGGAGCGAACAUGGCUUUGGAGGAUGCCGAAGCGCUGACCUUGUUUGAUCGCGACGAUAUUUCUGACGAAAAGAUCGAGGAGCUGCUCCGGGUUAUUGAUGGUGUUCGGAAUCCAAGAGCUUCUCAGGUUCAGCUUCAUUCUCGGAUCCCGGCCAGGAAUGUGUUGGACGAUGACGGCAGGAAGCGUAUGAUGUUCAAUUGGACUUACGGCGGGAUACAGCAUGCAAUUGGGAGAAAGAUCUAG